Vanessa atalanta (red admiral) is the source of this 957-nucleotide messenger RNA. RefSeq lists its product as uncharacterized. The transcript has 4 exons. The record is from RefSeq and is a predicted model, not a curated record. The coding region runs from base 1 to 957 and encodes 318 amino acids. NCBI's taxonomy places the organism in Eukaryota, Metazoa, Arthropoda, Insecta, Lepidoptera, Nymphalidae.
AUGUGGAAACAGAGCAUUUUGAUUUUGCUUCAAUACUUAAAUCUCGCAUAUGUAUUUUGUGAUGGAACGUAUGAAUGUGGAGAACACGGCAGAUUUGAAUACUGUAUUGACGAAAUUCCUGGCUGUGUAAUCGGUUGCCACUGCCAUCCAGGAUACUACUUUGAUAGCGAUACUAAAAUAUGUGAACCAAACUCUAAGUUAAUUGAGCAUCAUAGGCGUCAUUAUGUAGUCGAACCUACUCGAAGCCAUAUUAUGACUCCAAGUCAAAACUUCGUAACAAGCCCGGUUGCUACUACAAGUAAAAUUGACGGCGCAAUUGAUGAAAUAAGCAAAGACACUGAAGAUUUAGGGGACUGGAUUUAUAACCAGUUCUUCAAAACAAUAGAGAAUCAAGUUAUAAAUAGCACAAAUAAUCAAAAUACGUUGACAAGGCGGAGUGCUUCAGCAAAAUCAAUAAAAACACCAAAAAGAAGAAAAAAGACAAAAAAACGUAGAAAAAGCAAACACAAAGUAAAGGAACAAAAACUUACGGCGAUGAUAGAAAAUGACAGCGUAUUCGAUAUAUCUUCUAAUUCCAAGUCAGAGUCUAGUGACUCUACGAGUAGCUCGAGCGAUUCCUCGUUAGAAUACGAAAGAUAUUAUAAACGUCACGAUGAUGACGAUGAACAUGGACAUAAGAAGAUCGUUAUGAUUAAAAAGAAACCAAAGCAGAACUUACCUAACUUUAUUUUCCUACCGAAUUUAGAGACACCAUUCUAUCCUCCAGUGGGUUUACCUCCACCACCAAUUCCUAUGUAUCCGAUGGUACCCGUACCCCCUAUGGUACCAUUUUUUCAUGUUGAAGAAAUAGAAACAACAGCCGCACCUGAUAAAACUACAACAGUCUCUACAACGACUGAAGAAACUCCACCAGAGAUCAAUAUAUUAACUGAACCGCCUGAACAAAAAGCACCGUAA